Mytilus trossulus (common blue mussel) is the source of this 7650-nucleotide messenger RNA. Its product is annotated as protein patched homolog 1-like. The transcript has 27 exons. The record is from RefSeq and is a predicted model, not a curated record. Gene Ontology annotation, cellular component: plasma membrane. Gene Ontology annotation, biological process: negative regulation of smoothened signaling pathway. NCBI's taxonomy places the organism in Eukaryota, Metazoa, Mollusca, Bivalvia, Mytilida, Mytilidae. Gene Ontology annotation, molecular function: smoothened binding; hedgehog family protein binding; hedgehog receptor activity. Bases 924 to 4838 code for a protein of 1304 amino acids.
ACAAGACCACUUCAGUUUUAUACGGUCUUUUAUAAUCAAUCUCUACAAAAACUAAGGGUUUGUUGUUUUCACGAGGUAUUUAAAGAUACGUCAGCGUGACAGCCCGCCCAGGUUGUACGGCAAUACGACGUGUAAUUUAUUAGCAUCUGUCAUUUUAAUUACAUUAGUUUUAAUGUAAUAUAGAAGGUCUCUGAAUUAAUUCGCAAUAUUGAACUAGAAGAUCAACUGUAACACAUUAGACAAUUACACAAUAGUUGAUAUGAUUUGUAAAAUUAAAAAUAAAAAGUCUGCCUUUUCAUAAGAAAUCUAUUUGCUUUAUAUAUCCGGUGGGCUUGAUAAUCACGAUAAUUCAGUAAGCAAAGAUUUAGUUCAUUAAACUACAAGUUUCUCUUUGUGUGACAAACUCACUGGCUUGUGACAUUUGUAGUCGGUCUUACACAGCAAUUAAGUACGGGAUUCCUUCAGAAAAUAUGCCGUUUAUUUAACGCUGUGGUAGUUCUCGCAUCUUGUGUGGUCCGCGCACUGUGGUGAACUGUUGCUUAGCAACUAAUGUAAGCUGCUGUUACUUGAGCAAUCCUAUUUAAAUCUGGCCAAUCCGAUAACAGACAAACACGAUAUCAUCUUGUCAGUCAUUACGAGGAGGCGGAGCUUAACGCAAAAUCGGGAGUCUUGAAGUUCGCAAAGAAUGAUAUCGGAUGUAUGGAGCUUACAGUGUUUUGUUUGGAUUUUAUCUUCUAUGAGGACUUCAGAAUUAUGAAGAAAUUUUCUAAUAUAAAGAUGUACUUACAUGCAUUUCAAACUGUGUGAUAAUAACAUCGAUGUUAAUUAAUAGUGUAUAAACCGAACAACAUUCCACGUGGGUUCGAAUAGCAUUCAAAUGACAUAGUUUAUUUUGUGAAUUCCCCCUUCAAAAACGGGAAAUCAUGAGUAUUCGAAGGAGGGGCACUAAUUCACAAAUUGAUGAGGAUUUGUUAACGAGGACUAGUUUUGUGGAUGCCAGGAUAGCGUAUAAACAAGUCAAAAAGGGUAAAGCAGAUGGGAAUAAAUGUGCGUUGUGGGUACGAUGGCAUCUGCAAAAUUAUAUGUUCAGUAUUGGUUGUUUCAUACAAUUACAUUGUGGGAAAGUUUUGUUUAUGGGAUUACUAUUGUUGUCGUUGUGUUGCAUCGGAUUCAAACUGGUCAAAUUUGAAACUGAUGUUGAAGCUCUUUGGGUAGAAGCGGGUGGCAGAUUAGAGGAAGAAUUAGCUUAUACAAAGGCCACUGUAGGUGUUGGUAGUGGUACCACCAGUGAACUUGUUAUUCAAACACCAAAAGAAGGAUCAAAUAUCUUAACACAAAAAUCUUUAUUGCUACAUUUAGAAACAUUACUCAGAGUUACAGAGAUAGAAGUAGACCUGUUUGAAACGACAUGGAAAUUUAAUGAUAUAUGUUAUUUAGCUGAAUUCCCUAUUUUUGAUGACCCAUUUAUUGAUGGAAUCAUCCAAAAGAUAACACCUUGUGUGAUUAUAACACCAUUGGAUUGUUUCUGGGACGGUGCUAAAGUUCUUGGUCCCCAUAAUUCAGUCUGGACUACUUUACCUAUUCCACCUCUGAAAUGGAAGAGUUUAGACCCUCAGAGUCUUAUAGAAUACAUAGAGAACAAUUAUUCAGAAAGGAUUCCAAAGGUGGAAUUGAUGAAGGAAAUAAUGAAAGAGGCUGGUAUUACCACAGGAUACCAGGAGAGACCAUGCUUAGAUCCGACAGAAACCCAGUGCCCAGAUUCAGCUCCCAACAAACACUCUGGCUUGAUCCCAGACAUUGGAGCUGAAUUAACAAAUGGAUGCAAUGGAUUUGCUGAAAAUUUAAUGCAAUGGCACGAAGAUUUAAUAGUUGGAGGGGCAAAGAAAAAUAAAACUGGCCAUAUUGUCAGAGCUGAAGCAAUGCAGUCAGUUGUGCAGCUGAUGGCAGAGAAAUCUCUGUACGAGUUCUGGCAGGACGACUACAAAGUACACAGCAUUGAAUGGAGCCAAGAUAAAGCCAAGCAGGUCUUGGAAACUUGGCAAAGAAAGUUCAUAGAAGUUGUAUCUGGAAUGACUGGUGCCCAGAACACUUCUGAUUCUGUGCAUGCCUUUGCUACUACCUCGUUACUUGACAUGAUGACAGAGUUUUCUGGUAUAAGUGUUGUCAGAGUGGCAUUUGGUUACAUACUUAUGAUUAUAUAUGCAUGUGUAUCAUUGUUGAAAUGGAACAAUGCUGUCCAAUCACAGAGUGGUAUAGGGAUUGCAGGGGUACUGUUGAUUGCUUUAUCUGUAGCGGCAGGGCUUGGAAUCUGUUGUGUUCUAGGGAUACCAUUCAAUGCAGCUACUACACAGAUCAUACCAUUUCUAGCAUUAGGAUUAGGAGUGGAUGAUAUGUUCCUCAUUGCUCAUACAUAUUCUGAAAACUCGGAAAAGAAAAAUAUUCCAUUAAGUGAGCAAACAGGUGAAUGUUUAAAAAGAACUGGUGUGACAAUUCUAUUGACAUCCGUCAACAAUAUGCUGGCUUUCUUUACAGCAGCUAUCAUACCAAUUCCUGCCUUGAGGGCAUUCUCUUUACAGGCAGCUAUUUUGAUCCUGUUUAAUUUAGCCUCAAUAGUUCUAGUCUACCCUGCUAUAUGUAGCAUGGAUCUCCAAAGAAAAGAUGACAAAAGAAUAGACAUCUUCUGUUGCUUUCAAAGUUUUGCUGAUACCAGAAACCUUGUGAUGCAGUUACAGCCCCAGCAUGACUUCCAGUCCCGGGACCAGAGUCCACCACCAAGUUAUAGUCCACCUCAGUAUAGUCCUAGUCCUCCUCCUAGUUAUGCUUCAUCAGCACUUCACAACACUGUUACCCAGACUGCUCCUGAUGGGGUACAUACAGUCACAAGUCUAGCUCCUAAUGAAGGGGUCUUUGUACCUAGAGGACAACUAGCUACAGAUACUGCCAGUUCAUCAUCGAGACAAUGUCUUACUCCAGAAGAGGGGAUCUCCUGUCAUCAAACAUUUGCAAUGGCUCAGAAGAAAUGUCUGACAGCAACCUUUACCUCACUGGCAAAACAACAUUAUAUUCCAUUUUUACAGAAGAAAUGGGUCAAGGUUUUCACAAUUGUUGGAUUCUUGGUACUUUUAUUCAUUGGUAUUUAUGGAACAGCCCAAGUUAAGGAUGGACUAGACCUGACAGAUGUUGUACCAAAAGAUACAAAUGAAUACAAAUUUCUAAAAGCACAAUCUAAAUACUUUGGUUUCUACAAUGUAUAUAUGGUUACAAAGGAUGGUUUUGAUUAUCCAAACAACCAACAUCUACUGAGAGAUUACCAUCGAGCUUUCCAAACAGUUGAUAAUAUUAUCAAGAAAAAAGACAACUCAAUGCCUGAUUUCUGGCUUGAUAUGUUCAGAGACUGGCUUAGAGAUAUCCAGGUAGUUUUUGAGAGAGAGGUGUCUGAGAGGAGGAUACAUGAGGAUGGUUGGUACUACAAUGCCUCUGACAUAGCUAUACUGGGUUACAAACUGAUGUUACAGACAGGAGAUCUAGAUAAUCCUACUGAUAAAACAAAGGUGUUCCAGAACAAACUUGUGAAUGAUGAUGGUGUGAUCAACACUGAAGCAUUCUAUAAUUAUCUGACAGCUUGGGUAUCUAACGAUGCUAUGACAUAUGCUGCUUCAAUGGCAGACUUCCACCCGAUACCGUCCCAGUGGGUCCAUGAUUCUUAUGAUAUAUAUGAUCAUAAAAUACCAAAAGCUCAGCCAUUGAUCUAUGCCCAGAUUCCAUUUUAUUUGAGUAACUUAUCAACAACGGAAGCAAUUCUGGAGACAAUUAAAGCAAUGCGAGAAAUAUGUGAUACUUAUACAGAUCGUGGAUUACCUAACUAUCCUAAUGGAAUACCGUUCACAUUCUGGGAGCAGUAUAUCAAACUUCGUCUGUACCUCUCUCUCGCUAUCCUGUGUAUCUUAGUUGUUACAUUCAUCGUACUCACCGUCGUUCUCAUGAACCCAUGGCUGGCCAGUAUUGUUGUUGUGGUCCUGACAGUGAUUAUUGUGGAAUUAUUUGGAUUAAUGGGAUUAUGUGAUAUAAAACUCAGUGCUGUUCCUGCCGUUAUUCUUAUCAUUGCUGCUGGAAUCGGAGUGGAGUUUACAGUCCAUAUUUCUGUGGGAUUUUUAACUGCCAUUGGAUCUCGAGACAAGCGAAUGGGAAUGUCAUUAGAACACACACUUGCUCCAGUUAUACAUGGAGCUAUAUCUACUUUCAUGGGAAUUAUUAUGCUUGUCGGAGCAGAAUUUGAAUUCAUUGUAAAAUAUUUCUUCAAUGUUUUGGCUGGUCUUGUUGUGAUUGGUCUUUUGAAUGGACUGGUGCUGCUUCCUGUGUUGCUGUCUAUUUUGGGACCAAAAGGGGAGGUUCGACCAAAAGAUGAUGGCGAUCGUAUACCAACACCAUCUCCAGAACCUUCACCUAAACCAAUCAAAAAGUCCAGAAAGAGUAGACCUAGCAGACGACUGUAUCCAAGGAUACCAUCUGAUAUUUCUCUGACCACAAUAUCAGAAGAACCUACACAGUAUUCAUCACAUGAAAUAAUCGUAGAACCUGAAGUAGUGGUAGAAACAACAACAGUUCCUAUGACUCACAGCAGUAGUAACAGUAGUAGACAUACUACACCAACAGCCUCUGUAUCAUCAACACCUCAAUCAACACAUAUUACCAGGGUAACAGCUCAUGCAACAGUUAAAGUAGAAGUUCAUACUGGUAUUCCAGGUUCAGUUCAAAAUGUAGAUCAUGAUCAUGUUUACAAAAGUAAACGGCGGAAAGAAUUGGACAGUUCAGACUCAGAUUCUUGUUCAAAUUCCUAGCAGACUUAAAUUCUUCUAGAAAUGUGAUGGUGCUAUUUAUUAUUUAUACAGUAUUUUAUGGUUGUGCGUAUGGCUGCCUGUGUGUGAGUGUUUGAUCAUCCAUGACACAAAACAUUUGUAAAUGGCGGCUAAAGGCCAGUUAUCACUCAGGAACAAUGUUUGUAUCAAUCAGAAGAUGGAACGGCUGACUACGGGUAUUAUCUCACGGGACUUAUUCUUCAUCCUCUUCAGGGCCGAGUUGUGAUUUAGUAUUUAUUUGUAUUGAACAAGGGGAAGUAACUCUUGUUUAUUUAAAUGUUAAGCAUUGUUUUUAUGUUACUGAUGUACAGAUUUCUUGUUUUGUAAGAUAUUGUAAUUAGCUAAUUAUUAUAAUUUGUAAAUAUGUUAAUGAUGUAAAAUAAUUGUUGAAUAUCUGUUGAUUGUUGAAUGUUUACCAUCAUUUACAUUAAUGAGAUUAAAUCUCGUAACAUUUUAUUGUUAUUCAUUGUAUAUCAUUUGAAUGGAGAAGAACAGCGUUAGUAUUAGAAAUUAUUCAGCAUUAUUUCCAUACCUCAAGCUGUAGAUGAGCUCAGGGUACAUUAUUUGUAGAACUUUGAAGUUUUAUCUGUAGAUGGGUUAGUCCAUUAAAGCCUGAUGUUCUUCCAUUGUACAUAUCAUAUUCUGUUGUUGUAGAUGAUGGUCAAAACAAUUUCCAAAGUUGUCCAAAACUCAUAUAAUGCCAUGUGAAAAUUUGUCAUAUAUUUUAAAUUCUUCAAACAGCAAAUGUAUAUUCAGUUUUUUUUAUUUGUAUAUUAAAGGCUAGCCUAUGAAACUUAUUCAAUUUUUGGAUUAAAGGGGAGAUAAUUUUCUAUUCGUAUUUAAAUUUUUUGGUGAGCAGAAAUUCGCUUUAGCAGAUAUUGAAGACAAGUUUUUAAAAUGAAUGUAUUUAGAAUUGAUUAUUUUUUAUUUUUACAAAAAACGUUCCACAGUUCAUUUCUUUAAAAUGUUUACUCAGAAUUAAUAGUAAAAUAGUAAUUAAAUGGAUGACAUAAUUUCCACAUGGCAUUGUUUUGUUUUUUUGUUGUUAGAAAGCCAAAGAUGAUUUGUAACUCAGGCACUUGUUAGUCCCCAUCAGGGUAGAUAUAUGAAAUCCUUCUGUAAAUCCUUCACUUACUAACUUGGAAUAAAAUAGAUUUCGUAAUGCACAUGUAUAUGUAACUUUCAAAUUCAUAAAUGAAAUUAUUCGUGUUUUAAGAAGCUUUAAAGCAUUAAAAAAAAUUAAAUACUGAUGUGAAAUUUAAUUUAUAGACCUUUUUUUUCGCGGGGGGGGGGAUUGGACAAAACAAAAGUAUUUGUAUCACAUGUAACAAAUUAAAAUUAAAAAUGUUGAAUAUUUGACUCUGAUCACUGGUUUGAUAAUCAUUUUCAAAGCACAGUGUGCAUCCUAAAUCAAUUUUGUUGACUUAGAUAAGUUUUUAUAAAAAUUAAGUGCUAUAUGAUAUUGGUCAGACUUUUACCUAUGAAUGAAGUGCUAUGAAAUUGGUCAAAUUUUUACAUAUAAAUUAAGUGCUAAGAUAUCGGUCAAACUUUUACAUAUAAAUUAAGUGCUAAGAUAUCGGUCAAACUUUUACAUAUGAAUUAAGUGCUAUGAUAUUGGUCAAAUUUUUACAUAUAAAUUAAGUGCUAAGAUAUCGGUCAAACUUUUACAUAUGAAUUAAGUGCUAAGAUAUUGGUCAGUUUCAUUCUUAUGUUUAGUGCUACAAUAAGUUACCAUGGUGCAAAAGCUUUAAACAUAUUUAUUUGUACUGAAAUGUAUUGUUAUCAUAAGUUUUGAUGUGUAUAAAUGAUGUGAUAGUGUAUAUGGGUUUUGUGUAAGUGUGUGCAAAUGGUGUUUUGGUGCUGUUAGUGGAAGUUAGUAAUACAUGUGAACAUUCUAUUUUUUGCAAGUAAAGAAUGACAAAUAUUGUUAUUCUUAAACAAUUUACAUUUAUUAAUGAGGUGAAAAAAAUAAGAAAUAGUAUUGUUUUUACUCUAAAUUGGGUGAAGAUAGAAUUCCUUUAUUAGUUUAACCAAACAUCUUCAUUUGGGUGGCAAGCUUAUUGUUCAACAUUCAAAAUAUUAGAAAAUGACAAAUAUUACAAGUAAUUUUUCUUGUUUGUAUAUUGUUCUCCUAUACUACAUACAUCCCUUUAAUCAGGGAUGAUUUAUCCAUCUAUUUUCCUGAAUUUCAAAUGAAUGAAUGAUUUAAACAUUGAAUGUAUGCAUUUAAAUCUACAAGGCAGACUUACAUAGGACGAUAUAUAUAGUUUCUUGCAUUUUUUCCCAUUUUAAAUGAUAAAAAAUCAGGAAUUUUCAUAAAACUGAAAAAAACAGAAUACAUUUACAUUUGUUAUUAAAAAUAAUUAAAUAGGUGUGAUUUAUAAGCCUUACCCAUCAAUACUAAAGUUUUGGACAGUAAUAAAUAGAUGAUUUAAGACAAAUACACCUGGUGACCUCAUUUACCUGUAAAAUCAUGACAUUAUAUUUGGUGCAACAGGUGACACUGCCAGUAUCAGUUUAUUAUUUUUUUUAUGACAACCCCUCCUGAGCCUCAUAUUCUGUCAUGUUAUAUGGAGACAUUACACUCAAAUCCUUACCAAAUCAUAAUCAUUUUUACCUCAUAGGGUGUGGUGCUGAGGUUCAGGAGGGGUGAAUUGUCUGUGAUAGGUCGAUAUCGACUUAUAUAAAUAUUAUAUAUAUUAUGAUAUAUAUAUGUGGUAGUACUUGUGUUCAGAUCUUCUGACGAAGGUUGAAUCGUUAUCACAUGAAAUGAUGAAAAUAAAAGUUAAAUAAA